UAGCUAUGAAAAGUAUUUUCGUUUAUCGACCCCCGUCGACCCAUUUUCGCCAAAGUCGCCUCGCGCCCAAAAAAUUCGAUACCACCGUAACCAAGCAACGACUAAACGUUGUCGAUCACCGCUUCCCGGUUAUAAAUCAUAGACCACCAUUAUACAUGUGUAUGUGUAUUGUGUAGUGACUUGCGUGCAUAAAUCUAUAAAAUGACAGAAAACAAGCAACUAAGCAUGGCCGCGAGCUGCAUCGCGCUCCGCGGCGUGAAGAUCUUCCUGAACGCAGGCCGAGCCGCGGCGGCUAGGAAGGCUGCUUCACCUCCAGCAGUGAGACGCAAGCCUAAACCACCUGUACCCGGACCUAAGCCACCACAGAAAGUUUUCGAUGCUCUGCUUAAGAGCACUAAGCUUAACAAGUACGAGUUAGAAGCGCUGUACACGAUGUAUCGAAACUUAGUAACAGCCGCGCAGUCGGCAGCCCCAGGCGGCAUUGGCCAGCCAGCUCCCAAGACCGACGGCAUAGACCAGAGCACCUUCCGCGACGUAAUGCACAAUACUUUCGACCUAGUCACCGAAGAAGCCAUCUUGGAGAGAAUCUGGGUGACUUGGGAGCGCCCUUCAGGAGGCGAAGGUGCUAUAAAAUUUGAAGCCUGGGCUAAAGGCUUAAGCCGACUGCUAAGGGGGACUGAGGACGAGAGAAGAAUGCACUGCUUCGCGGUUUAUGAUCUUAAUGGGGACGGAUGGAUUACGAAGGACGAGAUGUUUUUACUGUUGAAGAAUUCACUCUUGAAGCAGCCAGGGGAUGAAGACCCGGACGAGGGAGUGAGAGACCUGGUGGAGCUGGUUCUUAAGAAACUGGACGUGGACAGAGACGGCAGGGUGUCAUUCGAGGAUUACAAACAAGCUGUGGAACAAGAGCCCCUUCUGCUAGAAGCCUUCGGCCAGUGCCUGCCUUCCAAGCGACAUUCCGCUGCCUUUCUUAAAACACUAGUCACUAAGUAAAACAAUAAUA
Messenger RNA from Cydia fagiglandana, 1003 nucleotides. Its product is annotated as calaxin. Bases 202 to 993 code for a protein of 263 amino acids. Gene Ontology annotation, molecular function: calcium ion binding. The transcript has 6 exons. NCBI's taxonomy places the organism in Eukaryota, Metazoa, Arthropoda, Insecta, Lepidoptera, Tortricidae. The record is from RefSeq and is a predicted model, not a curated record.